AUGACCGAAUACCGUCAUUUAACUACUCCACAGCCCGAGUGGGAGAAUUUCCCCCACAAUCUGCCACCCGGUACCCGCACCUUCUGGCUAAACAGAGAUCACCUCCCAAUCACCCCUCAGCCUGGUCUCGAGAUCAAGGAAUUCGACGUCCCAGUUCGUGACGGACAUCCAAUCAGCAUUCGUUCAUACAGGCAGUCCUCUGCCGAUGGCGAUGCUGGCGAGAAACCCCUGCCGUUGCUCAUCUAUUUCCACGGAGGGGGGUUCGUCUCCGGUGGCUUAGAGUCCGACGAUGCCUCGUGUAGGCGCAUAGCCUCAGAAAUCCCCAUCCUCGUGCUGAAUGUUGAGUAUCGGCUUGCACCAGAGCACCGAUUUCCCGUUGGAUUUGAGGAUUGCUUGGAUAUUGUUCGCUGGGCCGCAUCCCCACAAGCCAAAGACAAGCUCCCUUCGGCCAUCGACUUGAAAUCCGGCUUCAUCAUAGGCGGGACCUCCGCCGGCGCAAACUUCGUUGCCGGAAUCGCGCACAUAAUCGCGCAAGAGACAGACCCUCGCCGAAAACUCUCUCACCGACUAACCGGAAUCCUUUUCCUAGCUGGUACAAUCUGCCAUGAGGAUGCUCGGCCUGAGAAAUACCACGAUAGGAUACUGAGCAUAGAUGAGAUCACCGAGUCUGCGGGGCUAACUAAGGAGGGGAUUAUAUAUUUUGCCAAAAAAUACGGCGCUCCACCUGCUGACGUUCGUCGCUCGCCGCUUCUAUUUGAAUCUCAUAGCGAUUUGGCUCUCCGGGCUGCGGUUUAUGUCUGCGGUUGGGACCCGCGUCGUGAUGAGACAUUGUUGUUUGAGCAGCUGUUGCGGGAGGAAGGUGUGAAAACCAAGAAUUAUAUAUACCCCGGCCUUCCACAUGGAUUCUGGACCAUGUGUCCUGAUUUGCCCGUUUCGAAAGAAUGGGAGAAGGAUCUCCUUGAGGGUGUGAAGUUUCUUUUAGAAGAUUCGACUUAG
Messenger RNA from Aspergillus puulaauensis, 996 nucleotides. Its product is annotated as alpha/beta hydrolase. Bases 1 to 996 code for a protein of 331 amino acids. NCBI's taxonomy places the organism in Eukaryota, Fungi, Ascomycota, Eurotiomycetes, Eurotiales, Aspergillaceae. The transcript is spliced from 4 exons. Gene Ontology annotation, molecular function: hydrolase activity. The record is from RefSeq and is a predicted model, not a curated record.